AUGCCCCUGCGCACGGAGCGUCACGCGCCAAAGUUUGAUGGGACUCCGCGUGCCCUAGGGCGCUACUUCGAGGAGCUCGCGGACCUGUUCACGCUGGUAGGCGUCGUCAACGACGCCGAGAAAAUAAAGUACGCGAAGCGUUAUAUCAAACCCGAGGAUGACGAGAUCUGGGGUACGGUUGCGGUGGUGGCCGACACUACUUUCGAUGAAUACUGCACGGCGGUCAUGGGACUGUACCCCGGCGCUGACGGGCAGUCCAAGUAUAUGGUCGACGACCUCAAAGCUAUUGCGAGGGAAUCACUCUACGUGGGCACGUCAACCAGAGGAGCAGAAGCCGAGUACUAUCGGAAGUUCCUUCCGGUGGCGAAGUUCUUGUUAGCACAGAGCCUAGUCUCGAAGAUACAGGUCAGCGACUGCUUCCUGGAAGGGUUCCCGCCCAUGGACGCGGAGCGCGUUAAGCGUCGCGUCGAGAUCAUGUACAAGGAAGUUGACCCUUCGAGAGGUUUCGACCUCGCGCAGCUGCACGCGGCCGCCCAGACCGCUCUAUCACCCGUGGGGUACGGGGGCGGCGGAGGAGUCACUACCACAGGUGGGGGGAGUUCGGCGACGAAGGGUACCGCGACCACCGUCAAGGCGGAGAGCUCAGCUGACGAGAUUGCUCGUGCGUUGCUGGCGUACCUUGGUGGCGGGAAUCAGGGAGGAGGGGGAGCGUUACCGGCAAGGGUUCCAUUUCGUCCGACGUUUAAUGCGUACCCAGCUACCUACGGAGGCGCGCCCAGUGGAGGGUACGCCCCGAGUACGUGCAACUUCUGCGGUCAGCAGGGACACUUCCUCCGCGAGUGCCCCGAGGUGCGAAACUACGAGCGGAUGGGGAAGAUUGCCCUGGAUUCAGACCGUCGUGUGAGACUUCCGAGCGGUGAUUACGUGUCGAGGAACCUGCCGGGAAACCUCAUGCGCGAACGGGUGGAUAACUGGCACGCGAUGUUUGGGGCUGGAGCGGGAGGAGGAGGAGGCACCGCGCCUCCGAACGCGCAGCCGGAUGGGGCACAACGGGACGCUCCUCCGCACCUGGCAGCGAAUAUUGUCGAGAUCGUCGAGGAGGUCGAGAGCGCCAACUUGAUCGAGCUGGUGGAAGGAUACGCGUAUGAAGCGUGCGAAGAGGAAGGCACGGACUCCGAGGAUCGAGCUAGAGAGCUGGAAGCGAAGGCUGAGGCCUUGAUCGCUGAAGCAGCGCGAACGCGGAGUGGAGGAAAGAAAGUGACGUUCGAGGAGCCGACGAAGGGCAAGGGUUCCGGAAAGCCGCUCCCGCCCGCGCUGAAAGGGCCUAGUGGGAAACCUCCUGGUGUGCCGGCGAAGUCCGGUAGUAGUCCAGCGGCCGGAGGGAAGGAAGUAGGCUCCGGAACGAAGGGGACGAAGGGGGAACCGCAGUACAAGUACACCACGAAGCUUAGUGGCGACAAGGACUCCGGGAAGAAGGCAGAGGAGCUGGUCGACCGUAUGCUCGACGGAGGAGCGUUGCCGGCCUGGAGAGAGAUCGGAGAGGUUAGCACCGACUUCCGUCGCGCCAUGACCGAGAAGAGCCGCACGUACCGCGUUCCCUUGUCGGCGAACCUGGCCGAGGUUUGGAGCGAGGCAGAGCCCGUGGAGACAGCCCUGUUGGUAGAUGGGACGGAGCUCGACUUCGAAUGCUGGGAUUCCCUCCGCCUGCGCACUGUGAAGCCCAAGAUCAACGGGGUGGAGAACAUCGAGUGCGUCCUCGAUACCGGAGCGCAAAUGGUGAUCGUCCGGAAGGAUGUUUGGACGCGACUUGGAGGUUCCCUGCGCCCGGACGAUCGUGUUAUUAUGGAGACCGCCAACGAGGCGAAGGUCAGGACGGUCGGGAAGGCAAUCGGGUUGCGUUUUACCUUCGGAGCGGAUCUGGAGGUGAUCCUCAACGCGCAGAUCGUCGACGCGGCACCGUUCGAGGUACUCCUCGGUCGUCCCUUCUUCGCGGCGACGAGCUGCGAGACUCGCGACUUCCCCAAUGGUAACCAGGAGGUGAUUCUGACGGACCCGAAGACCAGCCGGCGUAUCAUGGUGCCGACAUUUGAGCGAGGCCCUCGGAAGGUGCUUAAGAAGGCGGAGCCCGUGCGAGUUCCCGUGAAGAAGGAAGAGUCAGACGGGGGCGAAGAGGGUUUUUAA
This is a messenger RNA of Rhodofomes roseus, 2181 nucleotides long. RefSeq lists its product as uncharacterized. Gene Ontology annotation, molecular function: nucleic acid binding; aspartic-type endopeptidase activity; zinc ion binding. The coding region runs from base 1 to 2181 and encodes 726 amino acids. Lineage: Eukaryota; Fungi; Basidiomycota; Agaricomycetes; Polyporales; Fomitopsidaceae. The transcript is spliced from 2 exons. The record is from RefSeq and is a predicted model, not a curated record. Gene Ontology annotation, biological process: proteolysis.